Molecule: messenger RNA, 3483 nt
Organism: Euleptes europaea (tarantolino)
Lineage: Eukaryota; Metazoa; Chordata; Lepidosauria; Squamata; Sphaerodactylidae
Gene: EHMT2
Product: euchromatic histone lysine methyltransferase 2
Exons: 26
Coding region: 7-3483 (1158 amino acids)
Cellular component (GO): nucleus
Molecular function (GO): zinc ion binding; histone methyltransferase activity; p53 binding
Source: RefSeq, a predicted model, not a curated record
ACACAGAUGACCGGGAGCAGUAGAGAAGCGGGCGGGAUGUCGCCCGAGCUGGGGGUUGUCUCAGCUGGUUCAAACUCCAGCCCCACUCCAGGGAAUAAGGGUCUGCCAGGCCAUGCGGCCAAGACUUUCCCAUCAUCCCCCAGCAAAGCAGGCGGGCCCAGCCGAGCAAAGAUGUCCCUUACCGGAGCUGGCAAGUCUCCCACGUCCGUCCAGAGCCUGGCCAUGCGCCUGUUGAGUAUGCCUGGGUCACGGUUAUCUGGGGACACCGCGGCUGCCUCCGCAGACGUUCCGCCACCUGCUCCAUCUCACCCUCCAGCCCCGGCAGCCGAGGAGGCCAAGCCAAAGGUGCACCGGGCCCGGAAAACCAUGUCCAAGCCCAACGCCGGGCAGGUCCCCGAGAAGAGAGUUUCCGAAAUGCUCCAUUUCCGAGUCUCGGAUGACCUGAGGAGCAUUGCGGAGCCAGAAGAGCCUGCCAAGCGGCGGAAGUAUGACUACAUGACAGAUGCGAUGCACAAGAGACUGCCUCUCUCUCUCCAGCGGUCGAGUCCCAGAGCCACUACUGAGAUCACAGUGACGGAAGAGAUGACUGCUCCCGCCACUGCUUCACAGGAGGAGAGAGCUCAGGAGUGGGAGACGGAAGUGGGGGACGACUUCAGCCUCUACUACGACAGCUAUUCUGUGGACGGCCACAUUGACUCGGACAGCAAGUCUGAUGCAGAUGCUGCAGAAGAGCACAUGAGUGAAGAGGAGGAGGAAGAAGAGGAGGAAGAAGAGGAGGAGGAAGAGGAAGAAGACGAGGAUGAUGAGGAAGACGAUGAUGAUGAAGAAUCGGGUAACCUCUCUGACAGGAGCGCCGCCUCCAGCUCCAAGAGAAAGGCCAGGAAGCGCUGGCGGAAUGACAGCCCCUGGGUGAAGCCGUCCCGUAAACGCAAGCGCAAAGAGCCACAUCCCAAGGAUGCCAGAGGAUUCAAUGGUGGCCCUUCAGCCACACAGAGCGAGUACACGGAGGUGCCUCUUGGCUGUCUGGAGCUGCCCAGCGAGGGGGCGCUGUCCCCCAACAAUGCAGGGGUGUCCAACGAGACCAGUUCAUUGGAGACGGAGCGCUUUGAGGAGCUGCCCCUCUGCUCCUGCCGCAUGGAAGCCCCGACCAUCGAACGCCUCAGCCAGCAGGCCGGAAAUCAGUGCAUGGCCACAGAAAGCGCCGACGGGGAGCUUAGCGGCUGCAGCAGCAGCAUCAUGAAGCGGGAGACGAUGCGCCCCUCGAGCCGCGUUCCCCUCAUGGUCCUGUGUGAGGCGCAUCGAGCCAGGAUGGUGAAACACCACUGCUGUCCCGGUUGCGGCUACUUCUGCACUGCGGGCACUUUCCUGGAAUGCCACCCUGACUUCCGGGUGGCUCACCGCUUCCACAAGGCCUGCGUGUCCCAGCUCAACGGCAUGAUCUUCUGCCCGCACUGCGGAGAAGACGCUUCCGAGGCCCAGGAGAUCACUAUAGCCAAGGCGGACACCUCCACUCCGGUCCCCGUCCCGCCAUCGCAUGGGCAGGGAGCAUCCGAGUCUACAGGCCGUGCCGACACGACCCAGCCCAGUGCUCGGAUGAGAGGGGGCUCAAACAUCGAACCUCAGCUGGAAGAUGUGCCGGGUCUUGGCGGCCCAGGAAUUGACAGUGCCGGCCCACGUCUGAUGCUGCCUAAUGGGGCCGUGCUGUCCGCUCAGGGCCUACCUGGAGGUUCUGGGCGGGAACAACUGGAGCGUGCCCUGGUGGUACAGGAAUCUGAGCGACGCAAGAAGCUGCGAUUCCACCCGCGGCAGCUGUAUCUCUCCGUCAAGCAAGGGGAGCUUCAGAGAGUGGUGCUAAUGUUGCUGGACAGCUUGGACCCCAAUUUCCAGACCGAGCAGCAGAGCAAACGUUUCCCGCUGCAUGCUGCGGCGCAGAAAGGAUAUAUGGAGAUCUGUCACGUUUUGCUGCAGGCUGGUGCCAACAUAAACACGGUGGACAAGCAACGCCGGACACCUCUGAUGGAAGCUGUCGCGAACAACCAUGUGGAGCUAGCGCGUUACUUGAUCAAAAGAGGUGGUUGUGUUUACACCAAGGAGGAUGACGGAUCGACGUGCCUCCAUCACGCCGCAAAGAACGGGAACGUGCAGAUGGUCAGCUUGCUGCUCUCCACGGGGCAAGUGGACGUCAAUGCUCAGGAUAGCGGGGGGUGGACCCCCAUUAUCUGGGCUGCAGAGCACAAGCACAUCGAGGUGAUCCGCAUGCUGCUCACCCGCGGAGCUGACGUCACCUUGACGGACAAUGAGGAGAACAUUUGCUUGCACUGGGCCUCCUUCACAGGAAGCGCGGAGAUCGCGGAAGUCCUGCUGAACGCGCAGUGUGAUCUCCACGCGGUCAACUUCCACGGAGACACGCCCCUGCAUAUCGCUGCCCGGGAGAGCUACCACGAUUGCGUCCUCCUGUUCCUGUCGCGAGGGGCUGACACCGAAGUCCGGAACAAAGAAGGGGACUCGCCCGUGGACCUGACCUUGGAGAACUCUGAGGUGUGGUUCGCCCUCCAGCUCAACCGCAAGAUCCGCCAAGGCAUCCUUAACCGCUCCGUGCGCACAGAGCGUAUCAUCAGCAGGGACGUCGCCCGCGGCUAUGAAAAUGUGCCUAUCCCCUGCGUCAACUCCGUGGACGAUGAGCCGUGCCCGGAAGAUUACAAAUACAUCUCGGAGAACUGUGAGACCUCCACCAUGAACAUCGAUCGCAACAUCACCCACUUGCAGCAUUGCACAUGCCAGGAUGACUGUUCCUCCAGCAAUUGCCUGUGUGGGCAGCUCAGCAUUCGCUGCUGGUAUGACAAGGAUGGUCGUUUGCUGCAGGAGUUCAACAAGAUUGAGCCGCCCCUGAUCUUCGAAUGUAACCAGGCCUGCUCCUGCUGGAGGAACUGCAAGAACCGCGUGGUGCAGAGCGGCAUCAAGGUCCGGUUACAGCUGUACCGCACAGCCAAAAUGGGAUGGGGUGUCCGAGCGUUGCAGACCAUCCCCCAGGGAACCUUUAUAUGCGAAUACGUGGGGGAACUGAUUUCGGAUGCAGAGGCGGAUGUGAGGGAAGACGACUCCUACCUGUUCGAUCUAGAUAAUAAGGACGGCGAGGUGUACUGCAUCGACGCUCGCUACUACGGCAACGUCAGCCGCUUCAUCAACCACUUGUGCGACCCCAACAUCAUCCCCGUGCGGGUGUUCAUGCUCCACCAGGACCUGCGCUUCCCCCGCAUCGCCUUCUUCAGCAGCCGAGACAUCCGGACUGGCGAGGAGUUGGGAUUUGACUACGGCGACCGCUUCUGGGACAUCAAGAGCAAGUACUUCACGUGCCAGUGCGGCUCGGAGAAGUGCAAACACUCGGCCGAGGCCAUUGCCCUGGAGCAGAGCCGCCUGGCCCGCCUGGAGGCCCACCAGGACCUGUUGCCGGAUGCCAGCGCCCUCCCCGCCACCCAGGCUUAA